AUGGUCGGUGCCGGGGCCCCAUUAUCUACAGAGCUGGUCAGUCGUGGCAUCUCGUGCUGUCCAGUGGACAUUAUCCGCGACGGCCCGGCGGGUGACCUCCUCGACGACUCAGUGUAUGAUCGUUUGGUAAGGUUGAAAAAGGAAGGCGAUGGGGGACCGCGGCCCAUACGGACCGUGGAGUUCCCCGAAGGAGGGCAAGUCAGCCUGGAACAACCUCGUAACUCUUUGAGCUGGCUCACCAUGGAAGUGCAGGAAUUCUUGAAGCGCAUUUCAGCAGAUCUUAAUGUCAUCCCGGCCUGCUCCGUUGGCAUGUCGGUUCACAAACACUGGCUGUUUGCGUCAAGCUGGCGCCCUCUUCAGGCAUUGGCCUCCAGGUGUGAUCGUCCCUACACUGCUCAUGCUGAUGUAAAGGGGGUCAAAGACUCCUCAGGCGAUUGGGCCUCCAGGAGAACUGCAGAAUUUCCGACAUUGCUGUCUCAACGCUUCGCUGAUCUUAUCAUGCCAGUGUUUUCCCCGGGUCCAGAGGCCAAGCUUCUAUCAUGUGAUGAGGCGUUGGGCAUGGUACCUUGCAAGCCUCACAACGCACUUCCAAGAGCAAAUCAAGACGGGGGAGGCAUCUUCAGCCUCCCAGACUGGUCAUCGCCCCCCCCUGGUCAGUGUGAUCAUCUUCGCUCGCUGCGGCAUCUUUGGACUGAGUGGCUGGCUGCACAUCACAUUCCGAUCCGGCUGCGGCAACAUGUCCAACAAGAGUCGGAGGAACCUCUAUUUUCUGAGGCGGAGGUGGCCGAGCUUCGCAAGCUGACAUCGGCCUGGUUCGCACAGCAGGGCGUUGCUUCAGUUUCUUGGGAUAUUCCGGAAUUUCAGCCCUACUGCCUUUCUGCACUUCAGGCUAUCGCAGCUGUUGUUUCUGAUAAAGAUGAUGCGCUUUGGCCCGCUUUGUUGCGUGGUGUCCCGACGGGCAUCAACGGCGACAUUCCGAGAUCAAACGUGUUUGUCCCAGUUCAGGCUGAAGAAUCUGUGUGCACUGAGGAGCUCAUCAUCUGCCAGGAGAACUGGAAGCAGGCUACCGAGCAACCAGAGUUGCUAGCUCAGCUAGUGCAGAAGGAAGUCCAGGAGGGCUGGGUGUUUUCGGUUCCUGACCUUGAAACAGCUCGGGCCAGAUGGGAGUACGAAUCCUUCAGUCACAAUCCCCGUGGCAAGCCAUCGCAGAAGAGCGAUCUCAGGCUGGUGCAAGCUUCGGGCAAGCGUUUGUGGCUGCGUGUAGCAGCUCAGCGUGACAUCACUUGCUACGAAAUCCUUGCCCAGCAUGCGCUGCUUUGCCUUGUGGCUGCCCGCUUGCCUACAGGCCUCAGUCUCGAGGUUGCCCACGUGCCAGGUGUGUGCAAUGACGAUGCCGACAUGCUAUCCAGGACACUUCGCUUUUGUGGCAGCCCCCGCUUGAUUGAG
This is a messenger RNA of Symbiodinium necroappetens, 1446 nucleotides long. The record is from the annotation of a GenBank genome assembly. Lineage: Eukaryota; Dinophyceae; Suessiales; Symbiodiniaceae.